Messenger RNA from Danaus chrysippus (African queen), 288 nucleotides. The record is from the annotation of a GenBank genome assembly. NCBI's taxonomy places the organism in Eukaryota, Metazoa, Arthropoda, Insecta, Lepidoptera, Nymphalidae.
AUGUCUGCAAGUAUAGAGAACUCUACAAUGAAGAGCAGCUUCUCGCUGUCGUCGCUGAGACCGGCGCACGCGCAGACGAACGGAGCGAUGGAUCAUCUAGAGAGACGAUACCACAGUCUGACUAAGAAGAGGAAGGAGCCAUGUCGCGAGGCCUGGCGUCGUAGUUGGGGCUCAGCGGCGAGCGGCGGUAGUGUCGCCGAUGACCUAUGGCCUCUGUUACAACAACACUACGAGUAUAUCAUGGAUAAUCAGAUCAUAGACUCGUGCAAGCUGAAAAUGAUUGAUUAG